GUGCAUGUGUAUGAUGUGUGUGUGUAACGUAUGAGAAGCCAUACACAUGUGUUCUGUGCGGCAUGCUGCGCUAGAUGCACUGGAACCAUUUUGCAGUAACAUUUUUCGCCGAAACUUCAGCGAGCGGCUUUCGACGAAACCCCGUGCAGCUAGCUGAAUUGGAACCUCCGAUGUGGCACCGAGUCUCACGAUUGCAUCAGAUCCUCACCGCUCGACGCCGACCAUAACUCGACGUGCUUGCUUGCCGAAAGUUCGGGGUGUUUGGAUUGUCCAGUCACGCUUGGGACCCUGUCCUGGGAGUGGGAGAAUAAUUUACCUCACCUUAAUGAAUUGGAUAAUGUAACAUGGAUCCAGAAUUUAGAAAGUCUAAUGAACAUUGGAUCGAGGCAUCAGCAGCUACGUCAGAAUGGUUCCCAGAGAAGCAGUACCAGGCCCAGAAGACAUGGUUCCAGUCCUUCUGUCUGCGGGUCCUCAAAUGUGGUCCUGUGCCUCAGCACGUAGCCUUCAUCAUGGAUGGCAAUCGCAGAUUUGCUAAGAAAAAGUCUUUUCAGACCCUAGAGGGGCAUUCACUUGGUUUUGAGAAAUUAGCGGAGACUCUACAAUGGUGUUUAGAUCUAGGUAUUACAGAAGUCACUGUUUAUGCAUUUAGUAUAGAAAACUUCAAGAGAUCAAGGCAAGAAGUCGACGGACUGAUGGAAUUGGCAAGAAAGAAAUUUCUCAGAUUAUUAGAAGAAAAAGAUCAAAUCAUGAAGCAUGGUGUCUGUGUGCGAGUUAUAGGAGACCUCGACCUCCUACCCAGGGAUGUGCAAGAAGUCGUUGCAGAAGCCAUGUUUAUAUCACGUGAUAACACAAGGGCUACUCUAAAUGUAUGUCUAGCGUAUACCUCCAGGCAAGAGAUGGCCAAUGCAGUCAAGGAGGUGGCUCUAGGAGUAGAAGAAGGCAUCCUCUUCCCAAGUGAUGUUUCAGAGGAAUUAAUAGAGCAAUGUCUGUAUACUAAUAGAUGUAAAGAUCCUGAACUACUGGUGAGAACAUCGGGGGAAGUCAGGUUAAGUGACUUCUUAUUGUGGCAGAGCGGCUAUUCAGUACUGUCUUUCGUUGAGGUGUUGUGGCCAGAGUUUUCCAUAUGGCACUUGUUUGCAGCAGUUCUUCACUACCAGACCAAAUAUAAUGCAGUACAGACUGCAAAGGAAGCCAUGUUACACAACAGGAGGAGAGCCGUCCAGGAAUCGGACCACAGAUGCGUUCUGGAUCAGUUAAACAACAGUAAUCAAACAACGAUCUCGGAUCAUAUAGAAACGCCUAGUAAUGAGGAUUCAUUCCAUAAAAGACUUUCAGAGUACACUCGCGAUCGUGAGUCAAGGAUAGCAAAGUUUCUAGGAUCACUUCACGCAAGGAGAGAAAACUUUUUAAUUAGUUUAUUACCUGAAAGGACUCGAUGCCAACUUGUAUCCUAAUUCUGCUAUUGGAGUAUUCCAGCAACUUUCCAAUUUUUUUUUGUUUCUUUUUAUUGUUCCAAGAAUUUUAUGAAUGAAUAUAUGAGAGAGAUUUAAUAUUGUGUUUAUAUUUUGAACAAGUACUGAUGAGGAAAUGAAAUAUUGACUACUGAAAGGGCAAUUAUGGCCUUUUUGUAAGUUUAAGUGAAAAUAUAAUUUUAAAACAUGAUGAAAAUCUCAUUCAAAUUUUUUAAGGACAAGUUCUUGAAUCAGUGCUAUAUUAUCACAUAGUAUGCAGUCAAAUUAAUGAGUCGAUAAUCCUCUCAUUAUUUCUUUAUUUGUGCAUAGAAAAGUAAUAAAAUUUGCAAACCUGGUGGCUUGUUAAUGUAAUAAAUUCUUAAUGAAGCACAUAACUCACAGUGUGAUUACUGCUGUACAAGAACUGAUUAUCAUGACUACAAAUAGAAACGACCGUUUUGAAAUUGGAUAUUGAUUAGAUUACAUGGGGAGUGAAUAGACGACAAUAUCAACAUUACUUGUUUGGAUAUGUGAUGCAUCUUUCUACUAAAUAAAAUUCAAUGUCGAGAACAUUUUGAAAUUCCUAGGGGUGAUUUGUAGAGAGAUGAGUCUGACUUAAAAAAGUGCCAACACACACGCUCUCAAAAUAUUAAUGCAACUUGGUAUUUUACAUGUUGUUUGUAGUCGGACUUAAAUCUUUGUGAAACACCCUCAAAACUCUUAUUUUGUUAUAUUUGAUGAAGCGUUUCCAGUAUUAAUGAAAUUUUUGUUAUUCAUUUAAACUUGCAAAUUGGUUAAACUGGCCCUUUACAUCCGAAUGAGGUAUUUGCCUCCAUAUAUUUCCAAUGAAUUUAUUCAUUUCUUCAAUUGACAAUUAGAAUACAUAUUAGAUGUAAAAAAUUGAAUGAUAAAAUCAUGCCCAGCAAUCAAUGUUGCUAUUUUGAAGAUUAAUACCUAUUAUUGUAACCCAAUACUGAUAUAAUUCAAUGAACUUCUUUUAGUUCAUAUUCAUAACGAAGGAUGUGAGAAUAAGUGGACUGCCCUACACUGUACAAAAGACAUUGCCAUUAUACCUCACAUUGAAGGAUUUGUUCUAUUCUUAACAUGGAAGAAUGUUGCAUUUAGAUCAUUCCAAAGUCCAUUCUUCUGGGUCCCGUUUUAUGAUUAUUAUUGUGUGUAAGAAUGGAUGCUAAAAUCAAUCACAAUUGCUCCCAGCCAAUCCAAUUCCAUGAUGUCCGUAGCAAAUAACAAUUUUCUAUCUUGGCCGUGUGUCAUGAAAAGUUCCUGCUCUUGAAGAUGACAAGAACUUCCUUGUUGAAAAGGAGUUUGGGUGCUAUUGUUCAUAACCGAAUACCUACCCAAGACAGCUUACAGAAUAACAAUGACAGUAAGAAUAACCAAACAUUUCUUUUCAAGUCUUCUUAAUUUCCUUUGACAUUUCUUGAAAAGCACCUUGAGCACUCUACAGAGUGGAGUUGGGGCAGUACAAAUCCAAUUUACAUGUCCAUCAUGUUAGGUGCUGUUGCAAGGUGCUUCUAUAUUACCCUGACCAAGCUAGGCUUCUGACUCUGGUGCUCAAAGCUUUUUGAGAAAUUACUUUCUGCAUACCUCGAUACACCUCACCUGGGUUGAGUCCAGCACAGUGAAUGAAUUUCUUGCUGAAGGAAAUUAUGCCAUGGUUGGGAUCCACAACCCUCUGUUUCAAAAUCUGGAGAUUAAUCCACUGGGCCACAAUGCUCCACAAAAGUUGAUUUCUUCUUAGCCAUAGAAGCCUCCAGAAGUUAUCCAAUAAUGAAAGUUUGUAACACUAGCUUAUUAAUGUCAUUAUUAAGUUGUUUGAAUCGGGACACAGGCCUCUGCUACAUUCAUCUCCAAUAAUAGUCAUUUUAUUUAAUGAAAUAGCACAAAGUCAUUUCUUUGCAGUCAUUCAAAUAGAAAGUUCCUCUACCAUUAUCAUCAAAGACAAGUUUUCAUUAAUUCAGUCCAUGAUGAAUAUUUUCUAUUACGGAUUUUUGAUAUUUUCGCUUGGGCAUGCCAUCAAUAUGUGCAGAAUCCAAGGAAAUAUUCAUCCCUCAUAUCAUUAAUACCUUUAUGCUUGUAUACAUGCACUUUUUUUAUUCAUUGGACAUAAACACAUUUAUUCAAAUCCACAGACAUUUCAACAUGACUAGAUCUUAAAGUUUGGUUAUAAAUUUGAAUUUUUCUUGAGAUAAGUAAGUUUUCACUUGCUUACGAAAUCAACUAACUGAAAAUAUAUUUCUGUUGCUACAUGUAUCUCCAAUUAUUAUUUUUUUUUAUUGAUGUGUUCUGGACACUGUUACAUAAAGCUUAGUGGAAAUCUAUGAUCGAUUGCAUUGAUCAUUGUGUAUAAUCUCAGUUUCUACAUAAAUGAGCAAUCACUGGGCUUUAUACUACCAUCCUCUACAAUCCAGGCCCCCAUUUCAUAAAACUUGUUAAAUCUAUAACAGUUAAAAGCUACUGAAAUCAUUUAAUUCAAUUGGCUGAUUGUGAUCUUGUUGUAGAGAUUUGUGCAUUUGUUAUUAUGACAAGUCUUUGUGAAAUGGAACUCAGAUUUGAUUGUACAUGUAGGUUAAGUUUAAGUUGAGCUUUCACAAUGUUUUUGCUCAGAAUUCUAGGAAUAUCCACUCACAUACUCUUUGCUUUGAAA
Lytechinus variegatus (green sea urchin) is the source of this 4119-nucleotide messenger RNA. RefSeq names its product dehydrodolichyl diphosphate synthase complex subunit DHDDS-like. The coding region runs from base 345 to 1454 and encodes 369 amino acids. The transcript is spliced from 8 exons. Gene Ontology annotation, molecular function: ditrans,polycis-polyprenyl diphosphate synthase [(2E,6E)-farnesyl diphosphate specific] activity. Gene Ontology annotation, biological process: polyprenol biosynthetic process. The record is from RefSeq and is a predicted model, not a curated record. NCBI's taxonomy places the organism in Eukaryota, Metazoa, Echinodermata, Echinoidea, Temnopleuroida, Toxopneustidae. Gene Ontology annotation, cellular component: dehydrodolichyl diphosphate synthase complex; endoplasmic reticulum.